Bursaphelenchus xylophilus (pine wood nematode) is the source of this 2377-nucleotide messenger RNA. Lineage: Eukaryota; Metazoa; Nematoda; Chromadorea; Rhabditida; Aphelenchoididae. The record is from the annotation of a GenBank genome assembly.
AUGGAUGGAAAUACGGGAAAUGCCUGGGAUUUGGUGGGAGAUAAUGAACACGACUCCAGAAUCACAACUACAGCGUCACUGGAAGAGGAAUCUGAGGUGAGAAUCAGAAUGUGUAAAUAAAAACAUUAUUCCUUGCAGCUGGAUAGUCAAGAAAUCUCUCAGAUUCUCGAAGAAGAAGAGAAAAAAUUAGAAGAACGUCGACAACGAAGCAAGUAAGAUUUAUUAUUCCGAAAGCACUAUAAAUUCAGAUCACCAGCAGUAGAAUCCCUGAGGAAAGUGAGUCGAAUGGUCCUGGAGAAGGUCGGGAUCCGAAAGAAGAAGCAGCCUUUCCUCUCAUUACAAAGACGUCCAGAACUGCCUUACUUUGAUUUGGAUCUGUUUUGCGAUAAACCAAAGGAAUACUUUUACACUCAGCAACACAAAAUUAUACCAAAGAUAUUGUCAUCCACUGACCUCCUGUCCAAAAAAAUAAACAAUUAUGGGGCAAAAGAGAAAUGGUAGGUAUAAAAAACAAGGUAAAAUUAUAAUUUUAGUUCUUACUUAUUCAAAAGUCACGAUAGUGAAGACAAUAAUAUGGCCGAGGCUAUUGUUGGAACCAUGGAUCCGGAGAGAUUGUACGUUUAUGAUCCUUAUUGUCCCAUUCACGGAUCGAGAAGGGAGAUCAUCAAGAAAAGAAACCUGAUUGAUAUGAGUGGACUAACCAGUGUGGAAGAUGUAGAGACCGAUCAAAUGGCUCCCAUUUUAUCAAGGUAUUCGAUUUGAAAACAUCUCUUUUGUCAUACAUACAACACUUUUUGCAGUAAUACGUACGCGGCCAAGGCCAUCCGAAAGCGUCAACGAGCCCUCUCAGGCCUUAAGGGAAUCCAUGUGGCCAAAGAAAAGAGGAAGAUCUUAUUCAACCUGUUCACCAUCUCGGCCGCUUUUUUAUUUCUCUUCACCGGAUUCCAUGGCCUUCAGAAUUUGCAGACCUCAGUCAACGAUCAGUUGGGAGGGGAUUCCCUUGGAAUUCUCUACCUCUCUCUGGCCAUUUCAUCCUUAUUUGUUCCCAACUUUGUUGUCAAUCGUCUCGGUUCCAAACUUACUUUAAUCACGGCCUUUGGGAUCAUGAUCAUUUAUAUGUUGGCCAACUUCCUUCCCCAAUACUACUCUCUCCUCCCCGCUUCAAUGCUUGCUGGCGUGGCUGCCAGUUGCAUGUGGUCGGCGUGUAGUUAUUACAUAACUCAGAGUGGAAUCAACUAUGCCAAAUUAAACAUUGAGGCCCAGAAUACGGUGAGUGUUCGUUUCUUCGGCACCUUCUUCAUGAUUGUCCAUGUGGGACAAGUGAUUGGAAGUCUUCUUUCCUCCAUGAUUCUCAGCCAAUCCGUUGUGACCGCAGUAAUUGUGGAUGAGGCUGAUCGGACGUAGGUUAAUUACUCAUUGGAUUAUCUUAUAAAUUUAGUUGUGGUAGUGGAUUUCCGCGGAAUCUUUCGCUCCUCAGUGAUCGGGCCAAAUUGAACCUCCAAAGGCCAAGCCUUGUGGCUUAUCGGAGUGUGGUCGUCGUUUAUUUAUGUUGCGCGAUCGUUGCUUUAAUGAUCGUUGCCUUUUUUUUGAAUGCAUUGAAAAAAGAUGAGAUCAACAGGUCAGUAAACACUCUGAAAGCAAGUUGAUCUUUACCUUUACAGUAAGAAGCCUCCCAAAUUCACAGCCGAAGUGCUAAAACAGACCCUGAAGAACCUGCAGAAGCCGAAGGUUCUUUUACUCAUACCCCUGACUAUUUUCAACGGAAUCGAACAGACUUUUGCCGUUGGGAUAUACACAAAAGUAAGUCCAUCCUAAACAGUAUUCAUCUUUCUUCAGGCAUUCGUCGGCUGUGGUCUGGGGAUCUCCCAGAUCGGAUAUGUGAUGACAACAUUCGGUGCCUUCGAUGCGAUCUGCAGUCUUGUUUUCGGUCCUUUGAUCAGGAUGUUCGGUCGAAUGCCCUUGUUUGUAUUUGGAGCCGUGAUGGACAUGUUGAUGAUCAUGACUUUAAUGAUUUGGCCCUUGAAUCCAGGGGACCGAGUGUUAUUUAAUGUGAUCGCUGGAGUCUGGGGGAUGGCUGACAGUGUUUGGAAUACCCAGGUCCAAGGCUUCUGGGUAGGAUUGACGGGCCGAGCGUCGUUGGAAGUGGCCAUCGCUAACUACAGAUUCUGGAUGUCCUUUGGAAUGGCCAUCGGUUUCUUCAUUGCCCGAUUUACCACCGUAAACUCUUAUCUUGCAGUAUCAUUUGUUCUCCUUCUGGUUGGAGUUCUUGGAUACUUUGCAACCGAAAUGAUGGAUAUAAUAAUAGUAAGUGUUUAUCGAGGAAAGUAUAAUGGUUUAGGCACAAUUCCGAACUCAUCCGACUGAUCGAAAGGGAUAA